GAUUGAGAAAGUGGAUUAACCGUUUUUUUUUUAUACAGAAAAUGGAUCCGAUGGAUUUGGACAAGUCUUCUUCUCUUUCUCCUCCAAAGACAAGUGUUUCAUUCUGGACAGUUCCUAUGCAGUCGAAACAACAACAACAGUUGGAAAAGAGUCAACCAAACAACCCAUACUCGAAAGAAGAAACUCAAACUUUGGAUGCCAUACUUCAUUCCAAAGCACUUGCGAAAAGGUUACAAAAUCUUCGUGUAGGCUCAGGAUACCAUCGAAAGAAUUUAUACCAAAAGAGACUGAAACGAACUCUUCCUUGGACUUGGUUAUCUGACUUGAAGGGUCCUCCUUUAUCUCGUCCAGAAACAAACCCUCAAGGAUUGGAAAAUUCUAGCAACCAAGAAAGACAGACUUUGGAUAUUCCAUCAAAGCAUUUGGAUUCUAGUUUUAUUGAAAAGAGACAAGAGGAAAGUCAUCGACUGCAGAAACAUUUAUAUAUGCCCUAUGUUAUUGCUGGAUACUUGCAGUUGAUAUUCAAUAUGGUUAUCGUUGCUAUCGUACUCUUAUCACUUUUGUCUAUUGCUUGGAGUAUUCGAAACGAUAUCGUUGGAAAAGUUAUGGAACAAACAAUUGAAGCUCAAGCCAUCGUUAGACGUUGUUAUAAUGACUAUGUCGACAACAAGUGCAAUGAAACUCAAUCUAUUCCUCUCCUUCGCCAACAGUGUCAUACUUGGUACGUUUGUAUGACUAGAGACCCCAAAUCGAUCGGUUCAAAAACCAAAUUAUAUGCAGAGACACUAUCAGAAGUUCUCAACUCUUUUGUGGAGCCCAUUUCAUAUCGAACUCUAUCCUUUAUUUUGGUUUUGCUUUUAGGGUUUACAUUGGUUAGUAACUUAGCUUUUCACUUUGCCAAAAAGAAAUCUCCACAUCCAUUUGAAUAUAAGCAAGUUGAUCAGAAAUAUUUUAGCCAUCCAAAGCAAGUUUCGAAAUAUUCACAACAACAACAACAACAAGAAGAAGAAGAAAGAGACGAUGCUCAUUGGGCUGCUAUUCAUUGGAAAAAUGAGUAAUGGAGACUAUUCUAAUACGCUAGUGCAACCGAACCAAAGUUUUACGUUGAAUGGUUUUCAAUGUA
Molecule: messenger RNA, 1123 nt
Organism: Galdieria sulphuraria
Lineage: Eukaryota; Rhodophyta; Bangiophyceae; Galdieriales; Galdieriaceae
Exons: 2
Coding region: 42-1058 (338 amino acids)
Biological process (GO): nuclear envelope organization; lipid homeostasis
Cellular component (GO): nuclear envelope; nuclear membrane
Source: RefSeq, a predicted model, not a curated record